GAAAACGAGUCAAGAAGCACCGACCCUUCCCAUUUACAACCAUCUUCUCGUUUAUUUUAAAAUCUCCAUUUUCGUUAUUUUAUAUUUUUUUUAUUCUCACAGAGAGGAGGAGGAGCUAGAUAACAAGCCACCCUCCCCUCCCUUUUCCGUUUAUCCUCCUCAGAAAACACUGUUCCUAAAUUCCCAAUUUACGCGAAAACAAUAUCGGACAAAUUGCGUAACGUCGAAAAAGGAUUUUUGUUGUUUUGAUAAAAAUUCAAAUACGAUUUUCUCUUUUCGGACCUGAACCUCUCUCUAUUUCUGGAUUUUCAGAGAAGCUGCCUCAUAGCCUUAUUUGAGAAGUCUCUGCAAUUGGAGUUGAAAGUUUGGUUGGAGAAGUUUGGAGUGGGAAAUGGUGGGAACUGCGAGUGAGGAGUCUGUAACAGGAAGCUCCGUGGACGGAAUUUCAAGUGGCCAGGGCUGCCAAUCAGGAGAAGCAUUGGCAGAGUGGCGGUAUUCUGAACAAGUUGAAAAUGGAACCCCAUCAACAUCACCCCGUUACUGGGACAUUGAUGAAGAUGAUGCUGGGCCAAAACCUUCUGAGUUAUUUGGAAGACAUACAUGGAAGAUAGAGAAAUUUUCGCAGAUCACCAAAAGAGAACUUCAUAGUGAUGUAUUUGAUGCUGGCGGCUACAAAUGGUAUAUUUUAAUUUAUCCCCAAGGCUGUGAUGUUAGCAACCAUCUCUCUUUAUUUCUCUGUGUUGCCAACCAUGAAAAACUUCUCCCAGGUUGGAGUCAUUUUGCACAGUUCACGAUAGCUGUGGUGAAUAAAGAUCCUAAGAAGUCAAAAUAUUCUGAUACACUGCAUCGAUUUUGGAAGAAAGAGCAUGACUGGGGUUGGAAGAAGUUCAUGGAGCUAUCAAAAGUGCGAGAUGGGUUUAUUGAUGCUGACUCUAUUAUUAUAAAGGCUCAAGUGCAAGUGAUCAGGGAAAAAGCUGAUAGGCCUUUUCGUUGCCUUGAUUGUCAGUAUCGGAGAGAACUCGUUAGGGUAUAUUUGACAAAUGUUGAGCAGAGUUGUCGGCGUUUUGUGGAGGAGAAACGAGGCAAGCUGGCUCGGUUAAUAGAAGAUAAAGCUAGAUGGUCAAGCUUCCGCGCUUUUUGGUUGGCAAUGGAUCAAAAUACUAAACGACGCAUGUCUAUGGAGAAAAGAGAUGCAAUACUUAAAGUAGUUGUAAAGAAUUUCUUUAUUGAGAAGGAAGUCACUUCAACUUUGGUGAUGGAUUCCUUAUAUAGUGGAUUGAAGGCUCUUGAGGAUCAGGCUAAAGGGGAGAAAGAGAAGGCAAAGUUGUUAGAUGUCGAGGAAAUGCCAGCUCCUAUUGUUCAUGUGGACAAAGAUAUGUUUGUGUUGGGGGAUGAUGUUCUUCUACUACUUGAGAGGGCUGCACUGGAACCAUUGCCUCCCAAAGACGAGAAAGGCCCUCAGAAUCGCACAAAGGAUGGAAAUUCUGGGGAGGACUUUAACAAGGACUUCAUCGAGCGUGAUGAAAGUAGGCUUACAGAAUUGGGUCGUAGAACUGUGGAAAUAUUUGCUCUCACCCAUAUAUUCAGCAAUAAAAUUGAAGUUGCAUACCAGGAAGCUGUUGCUUUGAAGAGGCAAGAAGAGCUCAUCCGUGAAGAGGAGGCUGCAUGGCUAGCUGAGAAUGAGCAGAAGGCCAAACGUGGAGCGCUAGAAAAGGAGAAGAAAUUAAAGAAGAAACAGUCUAAACAAAAGCAGAACAAUCGCAAAGGGAAGGACAGAGGGAGGGAGAGUAGUGUUUUGACCCAAGAGAAGCCACUAGAUGAACAACCUAGUGAAACAAGAGACUCCAUUGUGGAUGAUGAUCCGCCUGUUGUUGAAAAGCCAGAUGUGAUGGAAGAUAUUUCCGAUGUGUCAGAUUCAGUGGAUGGUGUUGCUGAGGUAGUUCCACUUGAUUCAGAAGAAAGGGAUGCCAGUCUCAUCAAUUGGGAUACUGACACGUCAGAAGUUCAUCAUUCAACAGAUGCUGGUAACAGUGAAGUUAGUGGGCUAUCAUCUGUACCAAAUGGGACUGAUAAAAGGAACCUGUCUGUGAUGGAUGAUAGCUCCUCAACAUGUUCUACAGACUCAGUCCCAUCAGUGAUAAUGACUGGAUCCUACAAGGGGAGUUCUUUUUCAAACUAUCAAAAUAAAAAGUCACCUUGCAGAGAAAAGAGUCGACGAGGUAAGGUCAGAGAAGGUUUGGCAAAUGAAAUGGAUAAUCAGACAUCUAUGUCUGUAGUAGAUGCAAUGGAUAUUCAUGAUGCCUCUGGAAGUAGCAAAGCUGGUGAAUCAGAAUCAGAAACUCCUAACUGCAUGCAGGGGCAGACGAAUUGCCUUGAGCAGAAUGAAUUUAAGAAAGAAGAAGUUGUACCACCACAGAAGAAACUGGAAUCGAAACAUCUCGAUGUGGACAGAUCUAAUAAAGAAAAGGCAAUAACUUCACUGUCAUCUCCCAAAAGCCCUCCCAAAAAUCUGCCAUCCGGUCUUCCGUUGAAGUCGGGGCAAAAUAUUCUGUUGAAGUCAGAGCAGAAGAGUGCCGCUCCAGUGGAUCCUACAGUUAAGAAAGUUUCAUUAAAUAGCUCACCACAGAGUGGAAAAGUCACAUCUUUAACUGCUUCGUCCCAGAACUCAGGCACGUCGAAACUUGAGGCCCAGAACAUAAUAGCUGCAAAACCAACAGAAAAACUCAUGCCACAGCAAGGGCUUUCAGUGUCAAGGCCUUCUAGUGCUCCUCUAGUCCCUGCUCCCCGUGCAACUGCCCCUGUUGUAUCCAUGGUUCAGACAGACCCGUUACUUGCCCGUUUGGUUAGUGCAGCUGGCCGGUUGGGUCCUGAUCCGUCACCAGCUACUCAUAGUUAUGGUCCACAGUCCUAUCGAAAUGCCAUAAUGAGUCAUCCCGUUGGUUCAGGUUCUGCUGCUUUCAACCAUCCCAGCCCUCCAAGUUCAGGAAUAAGUCCAUCUAUGGCGUACUCACAAUCACGGUCUUUGUUAUCUGCCCCGGUGUUUUUACCACAGAGCUCUGAAAGGGUAGAGCCAAACUCUGUUCAGUCUGGCUUCUCUUAUGGCAUGGGGACUGAGAAUGUUGCACAGAAUGGGCCUCAAUGGCUUGAAGUUUCUCAAAGUGAUGGCAAUAGGAAUCUUCAUCAUGUUCCUUCUACUCUGCUUAAUGGCAUUCAAAACCUCGACUUGUACAAGCCUGUGAACUGUGGAUCACGGGAGCAUUUCUACACUGAAUUUCCAGCUUAUACUUCUGGACGACCCACCCAAGGCGUGGUAACAGAUGAGUUUCCACAUCUUGAUAUCAUCAAUGAUUUGCUUGAUGACGAAAAUGGGAUGAAAGUAGACAAGGCAAACCCAGUUUUCCAGUCUCUUUGCAAUGGGUCACUCUUAAAGCGACAAUUCACAUUUCCUUGUGAAGUGGGUGAAUCAGGUGACUUGGGGACCUCAACCAGUUCUGGCAGGAUUGAGCGAACACAGAGUUACCAAGAUGAUGGAUUCCGGCGGCGAUAUAGCCCACCUAGCAGUCAUUUUGACUCAAUGGGGAGUUUUUUUCCCCGCUCUAGAAGUUCAUUACCUUAUGCUAAUGGGCAUAUUGAUGGGCUGAUGCCAAACCAUUGGCAGAUGACUAGUUCCGACAUUUCUUUACCAGGCGGCAUGAGCAAUCCGGAUGGUGAUGUUUACCCUUAUAGUCCAAAUUAUUCAAAUUUAGCAUGUGGUGUCGAUGGCUAUACCGUAUUUCGGCCUUCAAAUGGACAUUGAAGAAACCAUGUUGGAAAUUUGAAAUUUGCCUGCUAACCUGUGGGGGUGGUGGUUCAUUGUAAUAAUGUGUGAAGAAGGGAUGGCUUUGGGUCUCAGAUUGUAUUGAGGCUGCAAUUUUUACUAUCAAAAAGAACGUUUUGUAAAGAGUAUUUUUUUUUCCCUGCUUUGCCUCCGGUCUUUGCUAUAAUGAGGCUCUAAUAUACAUUGGGUUUUUGGGUUCAUA
Tripterygium wilfordii is the source of this 4019-nucleotide messenger RNA. Its product is annotated as TNF receptor-associated factor homolog 1a-like. The transcript has 13 exons. NCBI's taxonomy places the organism in Eukaryota, Viridiplantae, Streptophyta, Magnoliopsida, Celastrales, Celastraceae. The record is from RefSeq and is a predicted model, not a curated record. The coding region runs from base 392 to 3796 and encodes 1134 amino acids. Gene Ontology annotation, molecular function: protein binding.